Messenger RNA from Tarenaya hassleriana, 2390 nucleotides. Its product is annotated as putative clathrin assembly protein At2g25430. The coding region runs from base 235 to 2181 and encodes 648 amino acids. Gene Ontology annotation, biological process: clathrin-dependent endocytosis; vesicle budding from membrane; clathrin coat assembly. The transcript is spliced from 2 exons. Gene Ontology annotation, cellular component: clathrin-coated pit; clathrin-coated vesicle. NCBI's taxonomy places the organism in Eukaryota, Viridiplantae, Streptophyta, Magnoliopsida, Brassicales, Cleomaceae. Gene Ontology annotation, molecular function: phosphatidylinositol-4,5-bisphosphate binding; SNARE binding; clathrin heavy chain binding. The record is from RefSeq and is a predicted model, not a curated record.
GUAUUCGUUCGGCGAAUCUUCACUGUCAACGUGUCGGUUUGAGAUCUUCUCCUUCUUCCUCUUCGUCGAUCUCAGAUCCUGUCUCCGCCGUUCUCGCGGUAGAGAGAUUAACUCGACCGAUCUGUCUCUUGAGAGUAAGAGUUCUCCCGAUCUGACGCCGUUUUCGUGGUCUCUUUUCCCGUAGAUCUAGCGAAGCAAUUCUCGCAGAUUUUCCCAACGAGUGGUUUGUCGAAGAUGGCGCCGAGCAUACGGAAAGCGAUCGGAGCGGUUAAGGACCAGACGAGCAUCGGGAUCGCCAAAGUGGCGAGCAACAUGGCUCCGGAUCUGGAGGUCGCCAUCGUGAAGGCGACGAGCCACGACGACGACCCGGCGAGCGAAAAGUACAUCCGCGAGAUCCUCCACCUCACCUCCAUGUCACGCGGCUACGUCCACGCCUGCGUCACCGCCGUCUCCCGCCGAUUGGGGAAGACCCGCGACUGGUUCGUCGCCCUCAAGGCCCUCAUGCUCGUUCACCGCCUCCUCAACGAAGGAGACCCUCAGUUCCAGGAGGAGAUUCUCUACACCACCAGACGAGGUACGAGGAUGCUUAACUUGUCUGAUUUCCGGGAUGAGGCGCAUUCGAGUUCCUGGGAUCACUCGGCUUUUGUUAGGACUUAUGCUAGUUACUUGGAUCAGAGGCUUGAAUUGGUUCUUUUCGAGAGGAAGAGUGGAGGGCCUGUGAACAAUGGCGGUAGUAGUAGCCGUCAUAGUAAUGGGGAUGGUCAGGCUAGGGACGAUUUCAGGUCGCCGCCUCCUAGGUCUUAUGACUAUGAGUCCGGUGACUUCAGGGGUGAUAAUGGCUAUGGUGGUAGCAGUCAUGGUGUGCCUAGGAGGACUCGGUCUUAUGGAGAUAUGAGUGAGAUGGGCGGAGGGAGAGAUGAGAAGAAAACAUCGGCUACACCUCUGAGGGAAAUGACGCCCGAGAGGAUUUUUGGAAAGAUGGGUCACUUGCAAAGGCUGCUUGAUCGAUUCCUGUCAUGUCGACCUACCGGUUUAGCGAAGAACAGCAGAAUGAUCUUGAUCGCUCUGUACCCUGUUGUGAGGGAGAGUUUUAAGCUAUACGCUGAUAUCUGUGAGGUCUUGGCUGUAUUGCUUGACAAGUUUUUCGAUAUGGAGUACAUGGACUGUGUCAAGGCUUUCGAUGCUUAUGCCAGUGCAGCGAAACAAAUCGAUGAGCUCAUAUCAUUUUAUUAUUGGUGCAAGGACACCGGUGUGGCGAGAUCAUCUGAGUACCCAGAAGUCCAGAGAAUCACGAGCAAGUUGUUGGAGACACUGGAAGAGUUUGUGAGAGAUAGAGCUAAGAGGCCCAAAAGUCCGGAGAGGAAGGAAAUAGAAGCUCCUCCUCCAGUUCCUCAAGAGGAGGAGCCAGUGCCUGAUAUGAACGAGAUCAAGGCUCUUCCUCCUCCAGAGAGCCACACUCCACCGCCUGAACCAGAACCUGUACCUCAAAAACCACAAGUGACUGAUGAUUUAGUUAACUUGAGGGAUGACGACGUUUCUGCUGAUGACCAAGGUAACAAGUUUGCGCUGGCUCUGUUUGCGGGUCCCCCGGGGAGUAAUGGUAAAUGGGAAGGUUUCAAUUCUAAUGGAGAUAAUGGUGUGACCUCGGCUUGGCAGAAUCCUGCAGCUGAGCCCGGGAAGGCGGAUUGGGAGUUAGCCCUGGUUGAAACCGCUAGUAACCUGGAGAAACAGAAAGCUGCAUUGGGCGGUGGCUUUGACCCAUUGUUGCUAAAUGGAAUGUAUGAUCAAGGAAUGGUUAGGCAACAUACGAGCACCACACAACUGACCGGUGGCAGUGCCAGCAGCGUGGCCUUGCCCUUACCGGGUAAAACCAACAGUCAAGUUCUGGCCCUCCCUGCUCCCGAUGGAACUGUCCAGAAAGUAAACGAAGAUCCAUUUGCAGCUUCUCUCACCGUCCCACCUCCUUCGUACGUGCAAAUGGCGGAAAUGGAGAAGAAGCAGAACUUGUUGGUUCAGGAGCAACAGCUAUGGCAUCAAUACCAGCACGACGGGAUGAGAGGCCAGGCUAGUCUGGCCAAGAUCAGCACUGGUCCAGUCCCACCGGCCAUGCCUUACGGAAUGCCACCGGUCUAUGGAAUGGGAGCUCAACCAACAGGGUACUACUACCAAAACCCUUACUGAUUCAUUCAUUUCACUUGCUCUGUUUCACUCUCUUUUUUUGUCAACUCCUAUAUAUGUAGAUGACUCGUCUUCACCUGAUAUCUGUGUGUUAUCUCUGUAUUCCCGAUUGUUUGAAGAGACACCAUCUCCAUUCCUCUCAAAGCUGUGAACUCUGUCCUCAUCUUUGAGCUCAAUAGUUUUGGAAUUCAUUGGUCCUCUUUUGAUGUUUA